ACGGAGCUUGCGUGGUUCAACUUCUUCCCUGCAAGAUAUACAUAGCGUGGAGCAACUGUGCUGUGGCAAACCGUGAUGCAUGCCCCAAGAAAGUACACCCACUUCAAUUCAAAGCAUCGCCCAUCUUUUCUCACAUGUUACGGUCCUUACGGAUCAGCCGGUGAGCCGGACCACCAUUUUUGGAAUUCUCAAGAGACAAAAUGCUCUUUGUACGCCUUCUUCUCCUGAUCGUCUUCCUGGGCCUCCACCCUCAAGCGUCGUCGGACACCACUGCCGACGACGACCAAUUUGUCUACUCCGGCUUCAGAGGAUCCGCUCUCACCGUGGACGGAACCGCCGCCGUCACGUCGGACGGCGUCCUCCUGCUAACCAACGGCACGGCCUACCUCAAAGGCCAUGCUUUCCACCCGACCCCGCUGCGGCUCCGGGACUCCCCAAACGGCAGCGUGCAGUCCUUCUCCGUCGCCUUCGUGUUCGGCAUCGUCUCCGUGUACCCGGACUUCAGCGCGCACGGCAUGGCCUUGCUGAUAGCUCCAGGCAAGGACUUCUCCUCUGCUCUGCCGGCCAAGUACCUGGGCCUCACCAACGUCCAGAACGACGGCAACGCCAGCAACCACCUCCUCGCCGUGGAGCUCGACACCAUCCAGAGCGUCGAGUUCAAGGACAUCAACGCCAACCACGUCGGCAUCGACGUCAACGGCCUGCAGUCCCUGCGAUCCUACAACGCCGGGUACUACGACGACGGCAGCGGCGAGUUCCAGAACCUGAAGCUUAUCAGUCGCCAGGCCAUGACGGUCUGGGUGGACUACAGCGGCGACAAGAAGCAGAUCAACGUGACGCUAGCUCCGCUCCUAAUGGCCACCAGACCAGCCAGGCCACUGCUCUCCGUCUCCUACGACCUCUCGACGGUGCUCACGGACAUAGUCUACCUGGGCUUCACGUCGGCGACCGGUCGUGUCAACUCACGGCACUGCGUUCUUGGCUGGAGCUUCGGCAAGAACAGGCCGGCUCCUGCCAUUGACGUCUCCAAGCUGCCAGACCUACCUCGUGCUGGUCCCAAACCGGGGUCCAAGGUCUUGGAGAUCGUUUUACCCAUUGUUACCGGAGCAUUGGUGCUUUGUUUUGGAGGUGCCGGUGUUCUACUUGUGCGAAGGAGAUUUAGGUACGCCGAGCUACGCGAGGACUGGGAGGUUGAGUUUGGGCCACAUCGGUUCUCGUACAAGGAUCUUUACCAAGCGACUGACGGAUUCAAGGAUAAGAAUCUGCUCGGUGAGGGAGGUUUUGGGAGGGUUUACAAGGGAGUUCUUGUGCCGUCUAUGCUAGAGGUUGCCGUGAAGAGGGUGUCCCACGAAUCAAGACAAGGGAUGAAGGAGUUCGUCGCCGAGAUAGCAAGUAUCGGCCGCAUCCGGCACCGUAAUCUUGUGCAGUUGCUCGGUUACUGCCGGCGGAAAGGUGAGCUUCUUUUGGUUUACGAGUACAUGCCAAAUGGUAGCCUUGACAAAUAUCUAUACAGUAGUAGUAGUAGUAGCAGCAGCAGCAGCGUAGGGGAGAUAUGUUCAAAGCUGAGGUGGGCACAGAGGUUUCACAUCAUCAAAGGCGUGGCAUCAGGGUUGCUCUAUCUCCAUGAGAGGUGGGAGAAGGUGGUAGUCCACAGAGAUAUCAAGGCAAGCAACGUGCUGCUGGACGCAGACAUGAAUGCGCAGCUCGGUGACUUUGGCCUGGCAAGGCUUUACGACCAUGGCACGGACUCGCAAACCACACACGUGGUUGGCACCGUGGGAUACCUAUCCCCCGAGCUGCUACGCACAGGCAAGGCGUCCCCUCUCACAGAUGUGUUCGCCUUCGGGAUAUUCCUCAUGGAGCUCACCUGCGGCCAGAAACCCAUCAAGGAGAACGAGCAAGGCGGCGGCGGCGGCGGCCAUGUGAUGCUGGUCGACUGGGUGCUCCAGCACUGGCGCAACGGGUCGCUCGUGGCAACCGUGGACGCGGGGCUUCGCGGCGAGUACGACGUCGGCGAAGCCGAAUUGGUUUUGAAACUAGGGAUCCUGUGCUCGCACCCGUUCGCCAACGCACGGCCAGGCAUGGGGCAGGUCAUGCGCUAUCUCGACGGCGUGACGCCACUCCCAGAGCUGACACCGACGGAUUCCAGCUUCGAUGUGCUAGCGAUGAUGAUGCAGGGCGAAGACUUUGGCAUGUCCUCCUUUUCACAUCCAGAUACGGUGGCCAGUUUCGGCACAAUCUCCAACCUAUCAGGAGGAAGAUAAUAACAAAAGUAUGUAAAAAACGUUCUUGGCUCCGCAACUGCAGGUUAGUCACUUGGUGCGGAUAGGCUGCAUUGAUACUGAUACAAGUUAUACUUGCUUCAUCUAAAAACGUAACAGUCGAGGGGUUAGGAGCAGUGUUAACAGCAUUUGUGUGUUCCGUGCAGAGUAGAACAUACCGUGUGUAGACUGUAGUGCGAAGAUGUCAAUACGAGCUGUACUUGUACUAUCUAGUCUCUCCCUCCUUUCGGCGGACGGUCGCAUAGUUGAGGGCACGAUGUUGUCAAAAAAAAAAAAAAAAAGAGGGCACGAGGCUCUGUUUUCUGUAUUGAUUGAUGCUUUCGUGACUUUGUUCUUUAUCAGCUGAGCCUAGUUGUGGAGUUGUGGGUCGUCAAUUAUGUAUGAGUAUUAUAGUACAGUACUGCUUUCGGAAAAAUGCCCCUACUAGAAACAAGACAACUUGAGAUUACAAAUACA
This is a messenger RNA of Sorghum bicolor (sorghum), 2738 nucleotides long. Its product is annotated as L-type lectin-domain containing receptor kinase IV.1. The transcript has a single exon. The record is from RefSeq and is a predicted model, not a curated record. Gene Ontology annotation, biological process: protein phosphorylation. Gene Ontology annotation, molecular function: carbohydrate binding; protein kinase activity; ATP binding. Lineage: Eukaryota; Viridiplantae; Streptophyta; Magnoliopsida; Poales; Poaceae. Gene Ontology annotation, cellular component: plasma membrane. The coding region runs from base 201 to 2264 and encodes 687 amino acids.